AUGUCGCAGGAUCAUCCGUCGGCAACCUCGCGUUUUACACCGAAGUCAUAUGCGACACCAAGGAGGCAUCAUAAAUAUGAUACCGAUGAUUUACCGUCACAGCCUAUCAAAAUUGGGUAUCAAAAAGUCACUUUAGACAUUGAUUUAGCAGAGCAGUCAGUGCUUGGAGAGACUGAAUUGACCGUUCUUCCGCUCAAUGCUAGUGUCAGGCAGGUUAAACUAGACUGUAGAGGAAUGCAGAUAAAGGACAUUACAGUGAAUGGCAAAAAGGCAAGCUACCAUUAUGGUGACUUCUUCCAAAACGAUGAGUAUCUCAAUGACACAGAAAACCCAGUGCUGGCCAACUAUGAAUACAACCCAAAUUAUGACACACAUUCCGAAGUGGUAAAGCUACAACAGCAUCACUUUUACAGAGCCAGGUUCUAUCCAUUGUUUUCAGAUCAGAAUAAUCAAGGGAAUCCUUCUUCGUCAUACCCUGAGAACACAUCGGAAUUGGUAAUAUACAUUCCAGAUUCUAUCAAACUAAGGCUUCACGAUCCAACAUCAAAACAAACGUUUUCACCCAACGUCAGUUCUACCCGGUCGCACACACCUUUGACUACCAAUGCUAUGAUGAGCUCUGAUAAAGUAUACACUCCGUUGAAUAUCAGAAUUAGCUACCUGAUCAGGAACUCAAAAAAUGGAUUGCUAUUCCAUGGAGGAAAUGGCACAACUAUCCCAAAGAACAGGUGGUUCUGCUACACCUCGAACAAUGAUCUGGGAUGCAGUGCCAGCUCAUGGGUUCCAUGUAUAGACAACUUUUACGAAAAACCUGCGUGGGACAUAAACAUAAUUGUGCCUGAAACGGUGGGUGACAUAGGAGAGACCAAAUUGGUUGGCUCCGAUGAAGCUAAGAAGGCUUUAAGAAGAAUGGAAACUGAAGACGAAAUGGAUGAAGAACAAGAAGAGCGCGAUGAUACUCCAUUAAUAGUGGCAGUUCCGGAUUUGAUCGGUGUCAAAGAAUCGCCCUCUCCUCUGGAUGUCGGCAAAAAGGUGAUCAACUUUCAAUUUUACAAUCCAGUUCCUGCUCAUCACCUCGGCUUUGCCGUGGGCGCGUUCGAAAGCUGCCCAAUCUUGGACGUUAAGCCAGGUACUGAUGAGUUGGUUCCUUCCAAUGCCCUGGCAAAUUUUGCAGACAAGGACAUUAACAACGCCACGAACUUCUCUGCUGAAUCCAACUCUAAUAAGGUGCCGACUAUGCUUUACUUCUUGCCUGGUCGGAAGGAGGAAGUUCUGAACACAACAGUUGCAAUGUACAAAAUGUUUGACUUCUACUCAAAAGAAUUUGGCUCAUUCCCAUUCCCUAGCUACACGAUGGUCUACGUCGAUGACAUGGCUUGUGACUCUUGUGCAUUUGCUGGUAUGACAAUCAUGUCUUCGAAAUUGCUGUACAGCCCAAAGUUGAUAGAACCUAUCUUUGAUGUGACAGAAAAGCUGGCAGUUGCUCUGUCUGAGCAAUAUUCCGGAAUCAACGUUCUUCCGAAAUCGUUGAAUGAUUUCUGGUUGGUAAUUGGUAUUUCGUACUUCAUGGCAGGUCAGUUUCUGAAAAAGCUUUUUGGAGUCAACCGAUACAGAUACGAAGUCAAGCUGCGCACCGAUUACCUCUGUGAAAUCGAUGUCGGGAAAAGGCCUUUGGCCAAUCAGUUGUUUCGCUUUCCGAUAAAUCUCUCCCAAGAUAUGGAAUUCAUAAGGCUAAAAGCUCCUUUGAUAAUGUUCAUUCUGGAUCGCCGUAUGACUAAGACUGAUAAGUCAUUUGGGCUGUCUCGUGUCAUCCCCAAGAUUUUUCUCCAGGCUAUGUCAGGGGAUUUGCUUAACGGAAAUUGUUUGUCAACCGCCCACUUUCACCAUGUUUGCGAGAAGGUGGCUCAUCAUAAGCUUGAGUCAUUUUUCCAAAACUGGAUCCAUAGUUGUGGAGUUCCAAUUUUUCAAGUGACGCAAAGAUUCAAUAAGAAAAGAAUGUUCAUCGAGAUGAGCAUUCGCCAGAUACAAAAGAAUAAAACUUUGAGGAAGCAGUAUCAGAGAGAACAUUUCGUCGAUGAGGCUAAUAUGUUUUUAUCUGAAGAGGAGACUUUCUCUGCGCCCAAUGUGUUUACUGGGCCUAUAACUAUCCGUAUUCACGAAGCAGAUGGUACGCCGUAUGAGCAUAUUGUUGACAUCAAGGAUCCCGUCACCAAAUUGGAUAUACAAUAUAACACAAAGAAAGAACGAGAAAAGGAUAAAUUGCGUGGUGACGAUGAUGAACCGACGGUGAAGAAGUUGGGAGACGUGUUCAUGAAACCUAAGGAUCUAGAAGAUUGGGGUUUCGCUGAAAAACAAAAAAUUGAAGAAAAUGACUACGAAAUCCUUGGAGACGCCUUCGAAUGGCUGCGUGUGGAUGCAGACUUUGAAUGGAUUUGCAAGGUCUAUAUCAAUUUGAAUGAAAACAUGUUUGAAUCCCAGUUGAGACAAGACCGAGAUGUGGAAGCACAGUUAGAAAGUGUCAAGUUUUUUUCGGAAUCGUUGCACCCAUCAAUCUAUUUUGCAACGGUUUUAAUGAGAACCAUACUUGAUAAACGGUAUUUCUAUGGCGUUAGGGCCCAAGCGGCUUUAGGACUGGCCAAGCUUUCAAAGGAGGAUAACGACCAUCUAGGAAUGAGAUUUUUGCUCAAAGCUUACAAGUACUUUUAUUGUUACAACAACAUUAUAUCGAAAGGAUAUCCUGAGCUGGAGCCUAAUGAAUAUUUACCGCUGCCUAACGACUUUUCGGAAUUCAGUGACUACUUUGUUAUGAAAGCCAUUGUGACUGGUCUGUCAACCGUGACAAAUAAGAAUGGCGACAGUCCGAUUGAAUUGAAGAGAAUCAUGCUCAAUAUUCUAAAAUUCAAUGACAAUAAUAAUAACUAUUUUGAUGAUUCCUUUUAUCUUGCCAACUUCAUCACUUGUUUGUCAAAUUUGAUAGUCAGCUCGAAUAAAAAGAUCCCGAACCACAAUGAAUCCCAUGUUGAGAUGGACAAAAGAAAUCUUACAGACCCUACCGAAAAGUUCCUGAUCGAGUCCAUUGUGGAGAUAAACAGAGCCGCGAAGAUGGACCAAUGGUCUCCCUCCUAUCAUCAUAUUGUUACAGUGACAAUGCUUCAUGAGAAAGUGCGUUUGGCCCUACUGGGUCUUGUUGACCUCUCCUAUAUUGACUUGAUUCCAUACACUAGACCCUUUUACGAUUCGGAUAUUAGACUCAAAGCCUUUGAAAGUCUUCUGCUGUUAGGUGGUCUGAGAAACUCGCACGUCCUGUCGCUACUCUUCACAACUUUAAAGCUUGAGACUUCCCAUUACCUUCGUCACCAUUUGAUCCUUGCUUUGAUGCGAGCAGUGGGCGCGGCUGCCGUGGACGGAGUGUUUCCUAACCUCGAAGACGAUGAAUUCUUCAGAGCGAAAAAGGGUGAUUCCGACGAAAAGAACAACACCCUCGUAAUUGUCGAGGACAGUGGAGCAGGUAAUGAAAUGAAAACCCGACGUGACCAGCUGUCUCGACUCACCAUGAAAGGAGCAUUGGAGAUUCUUCGCAGGGACUUGAGCAUAGGCACGGGACUUCGCAAAGAACUCUGGCUGGCAAUUCAUUCGUGCUUGCUGUCUGUGAGCGCGAAACGAAAUUUAUUUGAUGUUAUAGAAGUCGUCUUCGAAGCGAUUGACUCUUUCAAGGUCACCACGAAGCUUCCGAACGAGAGGAAAUUGGUUGCUAAGGUCACUGAUGUUAGUAUUGAGCCUCAUUCUGAGACGUACAAGGUGACAUUCAAAAGACAAGGGAGACUUAAAAUACAGAUUCCAACUAUCAAGCUCAAGGUC
Ogataea polymorpha is the source of this 3858-nucleotide messenger RNA. RefSeq lists its product as uncharacterized. Gene Ontology annotation, cellular component: transcription factor TFIID complex. Gene Ontology annotation, molecular function: chromatin binding; transcription cis-regulatory region binding; RNA polymerase II general transcription initiation factor activity. The transcript is spliced from 3 exons. NCBI's taxonomy places the organism in Eukaryota, Fungi, Ascomycota, Pichiomycetes, Pichiales, Pichiaceae. The record is from RefSeq and is a predicted model, not a curated record. The annotation marks the transcript as partial. Gene Ontology annotation, biological process: transcription initiation at RNA polymerase II promoter.